UGCAGGGUCGUGCACUUCUCAAGAACUUGCCAUCUAUUCUAUGUCUGUCAGGUGAAUUCCAUAUCAAGGAGACCAAUCUUGGGCCAACUCCUCUCUCCGUCUCAAUCGCAUUCUUGAGCUCUGUCAAUCAUACUCACAAUCUCACUUGUUGCGGAUUCUGACAUCCUCAUGGCGACAUUGAACCCAGCACUCUCUUCAUAGACCUUGGGUUGGGCAUAGCGGUGCAUCAUGGGCGGAGACGGCGAUGCAGUCGCCGAUGCGAAAAAGAUACACCCAUUCUUCUCAGCCCCAAAGACCAUCACUCCCGAUCCCUCAUGUAGCCCAAGCUCCGACAGGAUAGCCGAGAAGCUCGACACGGGUAGGAGGAAGCGACGCAAGACCGACUCUGAUGCAGAGAUCAAGCAGCCGGCCAAACGGGGUCGUCCGAGAGGAAAGCCAACGGCAAGGAAGGAACAUGUCCCUCCAGCCGAUGCAAACGGAGGCAAUGGGUCAUGUAAUCCCGUUGAGCAAGCCGAAGACGCACAUCCUCUGGCUCAGGCAGCUACACCGGUCCUGGAUUCUAAGCAGGCACCCACACAGAACAACGAUCAGCAAAUACAAGAUGCAAAGCCUAAAAGGAUACUGAAAUUCAACCCAAAAACUGGUACCAUAGGUUCUCCACCAAACCCCAAGACACAGGCCAUAGACGAAGUGGUGGCCAGCAAUAAAACAGCCACCAGGCUGAGAAGAACCAAAAAAACAGCCAAGGCACGGUCCCGCAUCGCCGACAAGAUUGAAGAAAUUCUGAGUGGUAUACGUUAUAUCUCGGCUAGAAGCAAACAUUCAAACGCCUCACAGUCAACGACACAGCAGUCCACCCCACCAGCUUCAAGCCAGGAGACGCCCAAGAAGCGUGCAUCGAGGAAUACGAACACUCCCAAGAAGGCUAAAGUCGCUCAUCCGUUCUUCACAGGCAAGCCAAAGACUGUGCCCGCCGCCGCCGUAGACAUGAAGGACAAAUCAAAGUCACCAGUCAAGCGGCAGUCCAUUUUCACCACGACACCCUGUUCACCGAGGCAAAUUCGUCGGCAACCCAGCAAGUUCAACCUUCCACAAUUUGGCAUGAGAUCAGGCGGUUUCAAAUUUCCCGGCGCUCAGCAUGCAGCAUGGCCGCCAGAAGGAAUGGUGCAUGUCCAUGGUGACGAGCGCGAUGAGAACCCCACAAAACAUCAUGAGACUCCCUGGGCGCUGCGGAAUCAUAGAAAAGCAAAGGGGCGUCAGAUUGAAUUUCCCAGAAACGAAUCAGUCAUGGCCUUAGCCGAACAACAGCUUUGUCUUGAUGAUUUGACAAAUGAGUUGAAAGCUAUCGAUACUGAGGAUUUUCUGCCCACUCCUUCAAUGUUACGGGUUCCUGAUCGCCAAUUCGAGAGUGGGAGACGGCUCCAGGCCAGGGUUGCACCAGAGCUUCGCACUUGGACUCCAAAUGAUGAGACCAAAAUCCACCCUGCCGUCCUCGGUGGCUUCAACUCACUAGCAACGACAUUGCCCGCAUUUGAUCGAUCGACCUGCGAAAGUGCGUCUUGGACACAAAAAUAUAGCCCUGUUCGAGCAGAUCAGGUUCUCCAAGGCGGUAAAGAGGCUGAGCUUCUUCGCGACUGGCUUCAGACCCUGAAAGUUCAAAGUGUCGACACGGGGACAUCAGAUUAUACCAUCAAUCCCAAAUCAGCUCCCAUCAAAAAGAAGAAACGGAAGAAGCUGGACAAUUUCGUUGUUUCAAGUGACGAAGAAGGAAACCUUAUAGAUGAGAUUUCGGAGGAUGAGUCUGCUUGGCUACCCGCUAGCGAACAAAGCACUUCGAAGAAAACUGUCAUGCGAAGUAGAUCUUCCAAAGACGCACGAUUUACCAAUGCCGUCCUCAUCAGUGGUCCUCACGGAUGUGGUAAGUCAGCAACAGUAUACGCCAUCGCCAAAGAACUUGACUUCGAUAUUUUCGAGAUCAGCCCGGGCUCGCGCAGAAAUGGCAAAGACAUCAUCGACAAGAUCGGCGACAUGACUAGAAAUCAUCAGGUAUCGCACAAACAAGAAAUCCUAAGACCUGACGAUGUCAUCAAUGAGGAAGAUGUAGCUCGUGAUAUCCAAUCAGGGAAGCAGGGAAUGAUGACAGCUUUCUUUAAACCCAAGGCAGAGGCAAAGGCUAAAGCUAUCCAGCAACCGCUUGUCAAGGAGCCCGAAAAGACGAUAACUAACAAGCCCUCGAAGAAGUUGUCCAGCAAAUCACAGAAGCAGUCUCUCAUCUUGCUUGAAGAGGUCGAUAUUCUUUACGAGGAGGACAAGCAGUUCUGGACAACCGUCGUCGGGCUUAUGGCGCAGUCCAAGCGACCAUUCAUCAUGACUUGUAACAACGAGAAACUGGUACCCUUUCAGAGCUUGAACUUGCAUGGGAUUUUCCGUUUUAGUCCCGCACCAAAAAACGUCGCUGUCGACCAUCUACUUCUCAUUGCAGCUAACGAAGGUCACGCUUUGAAGCGGGAUGCCGUCGAAUCCCUUUACGAGUCUCGCAAUUAUGACCUCCGAGCUUCCAUCACAGAGCUUAAUUACUGGUGCCAGAUCGGAGUUGGUGAUCCGAAAGGAGGUUUUGGGUGGUUUUAUCCCAGAUGGCCCAAAGGAUCUGAUCUCGAUACGCAAGGAGACAGGAUUCGAGUUGUCAGUUCUGAUACCUACCUAGAAGGUAUGGGCUGGCUUGGUCGAGACGCCAUCAGCAAUUCUACUACAUCUAGUAUUGAUGAAGAGAUCAUUCGACAAGCAUGGGAGAACUGGUCGCUCGAUACUGGAGACUGCGAGUUACCAGCGAGAGAACAAGACCAAACUGAGAUUGCACGUUUCGCACGGCAGUCACGCAAAGAUCGACUUGCUUUACUUGGUGCUACCGACACAUUCUACGAUUCUCUAAGUAUGGCAGACGUUGCUUCUCACGGAGCGUAUUCCUCCCUGGAUCAGAUUCCCCUGGACCCUACACUCCCAGCCUUGACAAGCAAAGUCAAGGAAGACUCAAUCAUUGGCCUGCAGUAUCUUGAAGCGCAAACACUUACACGCUAUGACACCACGAACUUCAAUGUUGCCACAAGUAUUAGAAGCUUGUCUCACUCAAGCAUUUCCCAAACACAUCCUACGCUAUUUGUUGAUCACGGCCCGCUUGACGAUGCCAAAGCCUCACGAAAGAUCCGGAAGAGUUUCACCAGAUCUUCGCCUCUCUCAUAUGCAAUCACAAGGUACGAUUACUGCCUAGCUUUUGAUCCCAUCGCCGCCUCUGAGAAGGCAGUUGUCUAUGCUUCUGGUCAUCUCGAUCCUUCCGUCUUCGAUCGCACCAUGAACAUGAUCACCUUGGACAUCGCUCCUUUCGUGCGAAGCAUCGUGGCCCACGAUCAGCGGCUCCAAGCCGAUCGCCUUCUCCGCAGCAACCUUCUCAGCGAAGGUGGCAAACCCACGAAGCGAAUGCGUUCGACCCGGAGCGCCCUUUCUGCAUUAGAAGGUGGCGCACGAGCCAGUACCCGAAGAGAAAAGUACUUCUCAGCUGACCUCAAUCCUCAUCUGCGCAGGGAGGUGAGUCCUCAAUUCUCGGCUACCAGUGACGAGGGCAUGAGUGUCACGCCAAGUCAAGGAGUUGUGAAUUACGGGGGCGGUUUGAUUGGUGAAUAGCGUUGUACAUAGGCAUCCGCAUACCACAUGGCGUUGGGCUGCAUGGCCCUGGACUGCACGGCACAUGGCUAGAUUUCAGAGCACAUAGUUAUGUUGGUUCAUCAGGACUACGACUCGAAUACACCGCAUUCCAGACAAAGCAUUUUUACAUUUCCCUGCAGAUGUGUAUAACGACCAAUAAGUUUCACUGCUUAAAUCCCUUUAGGAG
Truncatella angustata is the source of this 3883-nucleotide messenger RNA. RefSeq lists its product as uncharacterized. The transcript has 7 exons. The record is from RefSeq and is a predicted model, not a curated record. Gene Ontology annotation, molecular function: ATP hydrolysis activity; ATP binding; DNA binding. Gene Ontology annotation, cellular component: nucleus. Bases 229 to 3675 code for a protein of 1148 amino acids. Lineage: Eukaryota; Fungi; Ascomycota; Sordariomycetes; Amphisphaeriales; Sporocadaceae.